This is a messenger RNA of Blepharisma stoltei, 959 nucleotides long. The record is from the annotation of a GenBank genome assembly. NCBI's taxonomy places the organism in Eukaryota, Ciliophora, Heterotrichea, Heterotrichida, Blepharismidae.
AUGGAGUCUAAAGGAAAAAGAAAAAUGAGCAAUAAUAGCACAGCAUACGAAGUGGAUGAUGAUAUUUGGAUGGUUCCAUGCAAGAUCGAUGAUAUCUCAAAAAAAUUUAUCCCAGUCUGUAGGCCAGAUCUAAAUGAUGGAGCAAAUGCGCAAAGGCAAUCAUGGUCUGAAAGAGAAGAUGAAGUGUUAAUGGAACUCGUUCACGCUAGAGGAACCAAAAAAUGGACUGCAAUUUCUAAAGAACUUAAUGAUAUUAUGUAUAAUGGAAGAAAAAUAAGGCAUGGAAAACAAUGUAGAGAAAGAUGAGGGAAUCAUUUGAAUCCUUCUCUCAAAAAAGGAGGCUGAACCGCAGAUGAAGAUAUGUACAUUCUAAAAAGACACCAAGAAAUUGGAAGUAAAUGAAGUCAAAUUGCUAACUCUCCCUGCGUGAGUGAAAAAAAAAAUUUGUUCGCUAACAAAAGGGGUUAAUUAUUUUUUUUAAAAUUUAUAUAUAAAUUGUAAAGUAAAUUUGUAAAAUUUAUGUUUUAAAAUGCAAUUUGUUUAAAAUUAAGCAGAUUAACUCGAGAUUUGAUUAUAAUAAUUAUCACUUAUAUAUCAAAAUAAUUUUUUCUAAAAAAUUUUGUUUGCUCACAGAGGAUGGAUUUUAUGCCAAAAAAUAAUGGUUUUGUUCGUUCACGGAGGGGAAGAGUAAAGAGCUUCAAGGAAGAACUGAAAACAGUGUAAAAAAUAGAUGAAAAAGUAUAAUACGUAAAGGAGAAAAAGCAGGGCUUGAGGCAAGUGAGUUAUUGGGAACUAUUAGAAUUGAAAGUGGAGGAGAGACUGGGGAAGGAAAUGGGUUUUAUAGUGAAGAAAAUAAUUUUACAAAUGGAGAAGAAGGAAGGAGGAAUUCAUUUUCCUCCUACGAUAGUAAUGAAUUCAAUGACAUUGAUUCGCCUUCCAAUUUUUUGGUUGAUUUCUAA